Molecule: messenger RNA, 936 nt
Organism: Prunus armeniaca (apricot)
Lineage: Eukaryota; Viridiplantae; Streptophyta; Magnoliopsida; Rosales; Rosaceae
Source: the annotation of a GenBank genome assembly
AUGAAUAGCAGAGUACGCACUAAUCUUCAGAGCAUGAAAGCUGCUCUAAAUAAUGAUAAAAGGGAGAAGAAGAUGGAGACUCAGAAGAACAGAAUAAUGGGUACAGAGAGAACGUCAAUCAAUCGGCGUAGAUCAAACAGAGAAAGAAAAAUGGCCUUGCUACAAGAUGUUGAUAAACUGAAGAAGAAGCUCAGACAUGAAGAAAAUGUCCACAGAGCAUUGGAAAGGGCUUUUACAAGACCAUUAGGAGCUUUACCUCGUCUUCCUCCUUAUCUCCCUCCACAUACAUUAGAACUUCUGGCUGAAGUAGCUGUUUUAGAAGAGGAGGUUGUUCGGCUUGAAGAACAGGUUGUUAAUUUUAGACAAGGUCUUUAUCAGCAAGCUGUCUAUCUAUCCACCAAGAGGAAUGUGGAAACUUUGAAUGAUUCAAGUGAGCAGACCCCAAUUAGAAGUGCUAAACAUCAGAGAUCAAAAUCUUUGUCACAUAAUGAGUUCAUAUCAGCAACAUCAGCCUCCAGGCUUCAACCUUCUCUUUCUCGAAGUGUUUCUAGCAGAAGGCUACUGUCUACUGAUAUUGUCUCUGAUCGAACGACCGGGAAUUGUUCUAGUAGGCAAGUCAGUGGAAAACAAAUUCCCAGGAAACCCAAUUGUUUGUCACCUCUUUCAGAAGAUGGGAAAGGAAAAGAAAAUCGAUUGUGUUCUAAUGCGGCUAGGGAUAAGCAAUCUCCCGACAAGAAAACUACCAAAGCUGUAACCCCAGUGAAAAAGCUUCCCAGCAAACAUGAAUCCAUGGUCAAGUGUUUGGACCCUUUGAAGUUAGAGCUAGAGUGCAGAUUAGUAGACCAGGAAAGAGCACAUGAGAGUUCAUCUGGUUCUUCAGAUGAUAAGGUAUCGGAAGCCGAUAACACUCCUAAUAAGUGUCAGAGGAUAUUGUAA